This is a messenger RNA of Sorex araneus (European shrew), 1311 nucleotides long. RefSeq names its product basigin (Ok blood group) (gene BSG). The coding region runs from base 100 to 909 and encodes 269 amino acids. Lineage: Eukaryota; Metazoa; Chordata; Mammalia; Eulipotyphla; Soricidae. The transcript is spliced from 8 exons. Gene Ontology annotation, biological process: cell-cell adhesion. Gene Ontology annotation, molecular function: cell adhesion molecule binding. The record is from RefSeq and is a predicted model, not a curated record. Gene Ontology annotation, cellular component: cell-cell junction.
CCGUGCGCGCGCGCUCCCGCGCCGCCGCCACCGUGCGUGCGCGCGCGCCCGCCCCGGUUCUUAUAGCGGAGCCCGCAGCUGGCGGCUCGUGGGAGAGUCAUGGCGGCUGCGCUGCUUCUCGUCCUGCCUGCGCUGCUUUGCGCGCGGGCCUGGGGCGCGGGGUCCGUCUGGACCUCCAUGCAGGAGGUGGACUCCCGCAUCCACCUCACGUGCAGGCUGAACGACAGCAACGUGGAGAUCACGGGCCACCGCUGGGUGCGGGGCAACAAGGUGCUGCUGGAGGACAGCCAGCCUGGGCUGAAGAUGGAUUACUACAUGAGCCCCGAUGAUCACUCUGGCACCUAUUCCUGCAUCUUUCUCCCGGAGACCGCGGGCCGGGGUGAUAUCCAGGUGUCGGGACACCCCAAGGUGAAAGCCACGAAAAAGAUGGAGAACGUGGACGAGGGGGAGAACGUGGUGCUGAGCUGCACGGCUGAGGCCGACCCCCCUGUACAGUUCUGGAAGUGGUUCCGUGUGAACGAGUCUGGGGAGCAGCAACUUAUCGACAACCACACGCGCUCCGACAAGUACUACGUGGUGUCGCGGGAGUCCUCGUCCGAGCUGCACGUGCAGAACCUGCACGUGGAGGAGGACCCGGGCAAGUACACCUGCGAAGCCCACAACGACCUCGGCCAGGACUCGGAGGUGAUCGUGCUGCGCGUGCGCAAGCACCUGGCCGCCCUCUGGCCCUUCCUGGGCAUCGUGGCCGAGGUGCUCGUGCUGGUCACCAUCAUCUUCAUCUAUGAGAAGCGCCAGAAGAAGAACGAGAACCUGGACGAUGAAGACACGGGCUCCCAGCCACUGAAAAGCACGUCACACAUGAACGACCAGGGCAAAGAGCUCGGCGUUCGCCAGAGGAACGCCACAUGAGCCAGGCCGGUGGAAAAGCCUCAGGUGCUGGUGUCCCCGCGUGCCCGGCUCCCCAUCCAAGAAACCUUCCCACCAGAUGACACCCGGGGGCUCCGCCCCCUCCCCUUCCGUCCAGAACUAAACUAGGGUUUUCUAUGAGGAACUCCACCCCUUCUGGGACUGUCUGCCACAUUUCACAAGCCCCAGCUCCGCCUAGACCUCAGGAGACCCCAGGCUGCUUCCGCCCCACCCCCUCACCCUGCCCUUCCGGUCCUGUGCCCACUGCCUGAGUGGGCAUGCGUGUGUCCUGCUGUGAGGGGUCGCCCUGGCUGCUGGGUGGGACAGCUGGCCCCGAGAGUCCCUCUCCAGCCACCUUGCGGCCUCUUCCUCCACAGCCAAUAAACUCGGAUGUCUUGUCCUCUA